Molecule: messenger RNA, 903 nt
Organism: Linum tenue
Lineage: Eukaryota; Viridiplantae; Streptophyta; Magnoliopsida; Malpighiales; Linaceae
Source: the annotation of a GenBank genome assembly
AUGGCAAACGCAAGGCGAGAUAAACCACCACCACCACCGCUGCCGCCGCCGGCAGCUUACACAACCGCCACGUCACCGUUAUCAAGAAGCCUUUCCAUUUCCACUACUUCACAUUCACCACCACCACCGCCACCGUGGGAAGUUCUAGAUCUAGUCUCCCACCACCUGGACCCCAAAACCCUAGCCACCGCCUCGUGCGUCUCGAGGACAUGGCGGGCCGCCACGUCCUCCGACCACCUCUGGCGGCCCAUCGCAACCGCCCGCUUCCCUUCCCUCGCCACCGCCCUCAAAUUCGUCCACCCUUCCCUCCCUUACCGCCGCCUCUACGCCCUGGCCACCUCCACCCGCCGCCUCAAGCCCGUGCCCAAACCUUCCAUCUCCCUCGACGACCUCGUCUUCUCAAUCGACCUCCGCGGCAACCAUCGCCACCACAAGCACCGCACGGCGGGGGUCGUGGAUGACGUGGCAGCAAUGGACCCCGGGGGUGUAUUUCGAUUCGACGUGGGAGCUGUGAGCGGAGUAGUCCUCCUUGAGGCGGCGGAGGAGGUGAGGGUGAUGUGGCACGUGGUGCUGAGGAGCGGUCCGACGACGGCGUUCACGUUGAUGGACGGGGUUGUGAAGGUGAGGCCAGAGGAGGCGGCGGCGGGGGAAGUACGAGGUUUGUUCUCGCAGGAGCUUCCCCCGCCGGGUUGCUGUCCACUCCGCGGUGGGACGAGCGGGCUGGCCGCGGAUUUGAAGAUCGAGUUUGCGGAUUGUUGGAGAGGAGAUAAUAACAGGAGCAAAGUACCGACGGUUGAGAAGCUGAGCUUCGGGCUGCUCAGCACCGUCGAUUGGAGGUACGUUAGUGUCGAAAACGGGCUUAGGUACUUGCAACACUUUUUGUUGGACAAUAGAUUUAGUUAA